Caenorhabditis auriculariae is the source of this 3886-nucleotide messenger RNA. The record is from the annotation of a GenBank genome assembly. Lineage: Eukaryota; Metazoa; Nematoda; Chromadorea; Rhabditida; Rhabditidae.
AUGACGUCGAACGAUGAAUCCUCCUCGAAUACUACGAACACGAUCAGUUAUGUGUCGAUAUUCAGCGGCCAGACGCUGAUUCUCCCUCAGGUGGGGAAAAAGAAUGAAAGAAACUUUGACAUCGACAAACUCGACGAUGAAACCAGGAAUCGAUCGGAUACGGCAAAUGCAGAAAAGUCAACGACUACGUCAAAAUGAACCGUAUCGGCGAGGGGACUUACGGGGUUGUCUACCGCGCUCGCGACAACGUUUCUUCCGAAAUUGUGGGUUGGAGUAGAUGUGAAUUGACUAGGGGGGAGAAUUUGAAGUUUUUUGGAAUUUUGCUGGAAGGGCAAUAUUUUUUGUAACAGUUGAAGGUCUGGGGAUCCGCAUAACUCAUUAAUGGAAAGUUAGGAUGUUGAUGAAAAAAAGGCGAUUUUUUUUUCUGGUGUUCACUUGUAGUGUAACCAAAUAAGGAAGGUUUUUUCCAAUCGACACUCAAGAAUUUUCUGGAAAAUGUUCGAAGGACUUUUUGAGAAUGUUUACUACGAAAACUUGAUUUUUAAAGCUUCUUUUGUUCUCAAAUAUGUAAGUUUUGGCAAAAUAAGGAAUACAUUUCUAAAUAUUUUAGAUGAAAUCGAAAGUCGCUUUUCCUACAUUUUAAAGCGAGUAAACUGACUUCGUAAACUCUGAAAAGUCCAAAAGACUCUGCAAAACUUUCAACAAAAAAAAAACCAAGCGAUCCCAGGUGGCGCUGAAACGAGUUCGCAUCAACGAGAAGACGACGGAAGUUUGCGGGAUCAGCGAGUCGGCUCUCCGGGAGAUAACGCUGCUGAAGAAGGUCCGCCACCAGAACCUGGUGCUGCUCAAGGUUCGGCGUCGUUGGCAACGAGGCGAAGUCUCCUCUGAAAUGUGUUUGCACAGGAUGUCGCCGUGACGCGCGACCACAAGGGCAUCUUCCUCGUUAUGGAGUUCUGCGACAGGGUCCGUCUUUUCCGAAUCUAUUUUCGAAACAAAAGUUUCUACCAAGCAAUAUUCGACCAUAUUCCGGAUAUCUGAGAGCUUGUUUCAAAUAGUUUCGAGUCGAAGCUCAAUAUUUGAGAGUUCGGUUCAGAAACGCUUUUUUGAGGGUCAUUUUUCAAGAAUUCAUUGUCUCAAAAUAGAGGUCCAAAUGUUGAGAACCGAAAGUGUUAAUUUUUGGAAAAUGCUCACAAGGAAGGUCAUUUCACAAGUUGAGAUUUUUCGAAAAUUAGCAAGAACACUGCUUGACAUACCAGAAAAAUAUUCUGAAAGCCUCAAUCUGCACAACUUUUUAAUGUUUGAGAAACGACAUAUCGAAGUCAAAGAAGUUAGAAUAGACCGCUGAGGGCCUUUAUCUCUUGAACGUUGUGCAGGUUGAGACUUUCUUUUUUAUGGUAAACCAAUGAAGCUCAAGUUUUAGGAAAUUCCCAAACGCAAAGGAAUCGACUGACCUUGUUAGAAAGUAAAAAAAGAAUAUUCAUACCAAAUUUAACUGAUAAAUCAAAAAAAUUCUUCAGAGAAAUCUCUCAAAAUUUGCUGAUGAGAAUUUAUGAAAAAGCUCCAAAUCAAAGACUCGUUCGAAGUUUUCAAAAUUUGCAAGUUUGAUUUAGAAAAGCUCUUUUUUUGAAGUAGCUUCGUUCAGAAAUUUUUUUCUUUAAACUUUAUGUUUGAAAUUUAAUUUUUCUACAAAAAAAGGUUGAAAAAAAGGGCAGUUAAAAAAAGUUGAAAAUGAAUUUUUCAUUUUGAAAUAAAAAGUCCUUCUUGGAGCCUCUAUCUGAUAGAAGAACCUCUGAUUUGAGGACCUCGCGGCGAUUCUCGACCACAUGGACACGCCUUUCGCACUGCCUGACAUCAAAUGUAUGACGAAGCAGCUUUUGGAAGGUCUGGAGCAUCUCCAUCGCCAUUUCAUCAUUCACCGGGACCUGAAGGUUCACAAAACAAGUUUCCUAAAAACUGUUUAAACUGUUUAUUGCAUCUUCAAUGUAGGAAUACAUGUGCAAUCGACUUUCAUUGAUUUAACUGUGUUUUAACGGCGGCAGGAGCUGUGGCUUAGGCCGAGAAGCUGUGAAUUUGGCUCGUAGAACAUCAGGUACAAGAGAGGUCGUAGGAAGAAGUACGGUGCCGGCUUUCCAAAGGCCGAUGGCAGAGAUUGAGCCUUUUCGCUGCAUGCAGCUCCCAAUUUUAUCUACUCCGGAGGGAUGAAAGGCUUGGUCGACCUCGGGGGGACUCGAUCCUACGACCUCGCGGACGUUAGAAAUGAGUCUUACCAGCUGAGCUAUGCCCCCCUUCCUAAAAAAUUGACUAAAAAAACCUUCUGAAAAAAAAAAUGUUUGAAGAAUAUCUUCAAUAUCAACUCAUUAAGCCAGUGAAUUAACAACUUGUGGGAAAAAAACAGAUGUUGCUAGGUCUCGAACUUACUGUUGACCACGGACGGAAUUCUGAAGAUUGCCGAUUUCGGCUUGGCCAGGAUGUUCGGCGACGAAGAAGUGGUGAUGACGACCCGCGUCGUGACUCUAUGGUCUCUGUGAAAUUAAAUAUAACACCGUAAAUCUUUUCCUCCAGGUAUCGGCCACCUGAACUUUUAUUCGGCUGUAAGAAACAAUCGUCCGGCAUCGACAUGUGGGCCGUCGGCUGUAUCCUCGGAGAACUUCUGCUCCAUCGGCCCUUGAUGCCUGGGAAGACUGAAAUCGACCAGGUGGGAGGCUAAUUAUCCGGAUUCGCUUAUCAAAGUCUAACGGUCGUUUAAUAAUUUUCAAUGCUUGGUUUGAGAAUGUUGAGGUUGAAGCUUCCUUUGGAAAGAUGGAUACUUGGAAAUCGAUUUUUGAAAAUAAAGACUAAUAUCAAAGUGCGAUUGGAAUGAUUAAUUGAACAUGUUUAUUUCAAAAACUUCCUUUUAGCAAACUUUACCACCUUGAAAUCUACAGAUCGACAAGAUCAUACAGCUUCUUGGCACCCCUACCAAGCUCAUUUGGCCGGAAAUCGAGCAGAUGCCCUUGCUCAAGAACAUGGAUCUCAAAAUACAGCAGUACAACAAUCUGAAGGUCCAGGAUGGCUUCUGAAUCACUGAGACUUAAGCUAUUCCAGAGGGUUUUCGAAUCUGCGUCACCGGCCGCCUUGUCUUUACUCAAUGAACUUUUCGCCUACGAUCCGGCCCGCAGAAUGACCGCCUCUGCAGCACUAAGACACCCCUUUUUCACGGUUGGAAUCAGAAAGAUAAGAUUGAAACCCAAGUAUCACUUAUUUUUGAAAAAAAAGCUAAAGUCGAUUCCAUCUGACGAAAACAGCCGAUAAACAUUGAUUAAUUGAUGAAAAAAGCAAAAAAAAGAUGCACUAAAUUUCAGGAGCUAACCUACUAAAAUUACAAAAAAUCUCUAUUUGUGAAGAAAGUAAGUCUUUGGGACUGCGAAAGGGGUGGGGUAGCCAAAUUAACAAAAAAAUGUCUAUAAUGAAUGUAUUUUGUCUGCAAGAAAGGUUUGAAAAAAAUUUAUGCUUUUUUUAGAAAUACCGAAAAAAACAAAAAAAGUUGAUAAAAAAAGUUAAGGAAAUAACACUGCGUAUUUUUUUCGCAAAAAUUCAGUUUUUUUCUUUCAAAGUUACUCAUUUUGUUUAAUGGCAGCUUUAUGUUGGAAUUUUCAUCAAACUUCGAAUAUAAAAAGGACUUCAGCUUUGUUAUAAUCCUUCUUUGUAUAAUCAAAUUAGAGUGUAUUUCCAAAGCCCCGGCCUUAAUAGACGCAAGCGGAGUUUUUCACCUUGAAAAAAAGUUGAGUUAUUGAUUGAAUGAUUUAAUCUCAAAUGAAUAGUUUUCCUUCAGGAACUCCCAUUGCCAUGUGAUCCAUCGCUCAUGCUUUUCCAUCCAGGACGACAAUUGGUGAAGCUCAAUCGAUGA